Molecule: messenger RNA, 1044 nt
Organism: Miscanthus lutarioriparius
Lineage: Eukaryota; Viridiplantae; Streptophyta; Magnoliopsida; Poales; Poaceae
Source: the annotation of a GenBank genome assembly
AUGGCGUCGCUGUUCCGUUCGAUCCUCCGGCUAUUCCAAGCCAAGGCGCCGGGUCCGGAGCUUCUGGGUCUCGGCGACGAUCUCCUCCGGGAGAUCCUCCUGCGGAUCGGCUUCCCCGCCGACGUCAUCCGCGCCUCCGCCGCAUGCGUCACAUUCCGCCGCCUCGUCACCGAACCCUCCUUCUUCCGCCGUUACCGCUCCCUCCACCCUCCGCUACUCCUCGGCUUCCUUGACACCAAAACCUUCCAGACGGCCCAGGCGCCCCACCCCAACGCUCCUGCCGCCCGCGCUCUCUUCCGCGCCGCGAGCUUCUCCUUCGAGGACCGCCUCCCUCGCCGCCAAGCGUUGUACCGCAUCUGGCCCUGGGUGAUCUGUGACCUCCGCGACGGCCGCGUCCUCCUCAAGUGCACACCGCUGGGAUUCAAAUUCAACGCCUUGGACUGGUUGCCGGAGCUCGCGCUGGCGGUAUUUGUCUUCUCCUCGAGCUCUGGCCGCUGGAGUCUCGGUACGUCUACAAAUUUGGAUACUCUUAAUGUACCACCAGACAGAAAGAUGCUGAAACAGCCCCGUCUUGCUCAUGGCUGUUUCUUCUGGAAAGUGGAGAAGAAGGACAAGUUGCUCAAGCUUAACAUGACACAAUGGAGCUCUCCACAUAUGACCUCCCGCCUGGCCACCACGAGCGCUAUCGCUAUAUUGUCAUUGCGGAGGCAGCAUUAUGCAAACCAAGAGCGACAGGGACAAGGAGUUGCAGAUGAUGACUAUAAUCCCACUUCCCCCCCAAUCGUCGGCUUUCCAAAAUUCCGAGGACUAGGUCCUGCAGUGCGUUUAUCCCUCGAGGUUAAGAAUUUGAAGAUUGAGAGGGUAUGUUCCGCAAUUCCCCGAAUUGGCGUCCUGCACCCGUAUUUCGGGUACCCACCACCCAUGUCACCGAAAGUGAUACCAAGUGGUAAGCAUUUGAUCAUUGCCUUCACUGGCUUCCUCAAUUUUUUGCUUUCAGAUGCUGACAUGUGCCCUGCUUCGGGAAUAAGUUUAUAUUACUAUUAA